CAACUUACCCAGACCCUCCAUCUCUCUGAGCCCCACUUGGGUCACUGCCCCAGGGACAGACGUCACCAUCCGGUGUCAGGGGCAGCGCCGGGACAUGAGGUUCUUCCUGCACAAGGCUGCAGACCUGAACCCACAGCAACACAUGGACCCUGCUGGGACCAGGGCCGAGUUCCGCAUCCCCACCAUGAGCUGGCAGCAUGGAGGGAACUACAGCUGCAGCUACCGGCCCCGAUCAGAGCCCUUCAUCUCCUCAGAGCCCAGCGACACCGUGGAGCUGGUGGUAACAGAGGGAACUGACCCAACCCAGCCUGGAGCGACGCCGGCUCCCACCCGCCUGGGCAGCGCGGGGCCAGGUACUGGG
Chrysemys picta bellii (western painted turtle) is the source of this 361-nucleotide messenger RNA. The record is from RefSeq and is a predicted model, not a curated record. Lineage: Eukaryota; Metazoa; Chordata; Testudines; Emydidae.